This is a messenger RNA of Callithrix jacchus (white-tufted-ear marmoset), 7939 nucleotides long. It is a transcript of the gene TNFRSF11A, whose product is annotated as TNF receptor superfamily member 11a. Gene Ontology annotation, biological process: positive regulation of bone resorption; ossification; lymph node development. The record is from RefSeq and is a predicted model, not a curated record. Gene Ontology annotation, molecular function: cytokine binding; tumor necrosis factor receptor activity. Lineage: Eukaryota; Metazoa; Chordata; Mammalia; Primates; Cebidae. Gene Ontology annotation, cellular component: external side of plasma membrane.
GGGGCGGGACCACCCAGGCCCACUGCAGGCUCCCCGGGCGGGCCACAGAGGCCACAGAGGCCGCAGAGGCCGCGGCGCCCGCCAGCCUGCCCCGCGCCAUGGCCCCGCGUGCCCGGAGGCGUCACCCGCUACCCGCGCUGCUGCUGCUCUGCGCGCUACUCGCCCGACUGCAGGUGGCUCUGCCGAUCGCUCCUCCAUGUACCAGUGAGAGGCAUUAUGAGCGUCUGGGACGGUGCUGUAGCAAAUGUGAACCAGGAAAGUACAUGUCUUCUAAAUGCACUACUAACUCUGACAGUAUAUGUCUGCCCUGUGGCCCAGAUGAAUACUUGGAUACCUGGAAUGAAGAAGAUAAGUGCUUGCUGCAUAAAGUUUGUGAUUCAGGCAAGGCCCUGGUAGCUGUGGACAUCGGCAACAGCACGGCCCCCCGGCGCUGCACCUGCAUGGUCGGGUACCACUGGAGCCAGGACUGCGAGUGCUGCCGCCGCAACACCGAGUGUGCGCCAGGCCUGGGCGCCCAGCACCCGUUGCAGCUCAACAAGGACACGGUGUGCAAACCUUGCCUCGCAGGCUACUUCUCAGACACCUUUUCCUCCGCGGACAAAUGCAGACCCUGGACCAACUGUACCAUCCUUGGAAAGAAAGUAGAACGUCACGGGACAGAGAAAUCCGAUGUGAUUUGCAGUUCUUCUCUGCCAUCCAGAAAACCACCAAAUGAAGCCCAGGUUUUCUUGCCGGGUUUAAUAAUUCUGCUUCUCUUCACAUCUGUGGCCCUAGUGGCUGCCAUCAUCUUUGGCGUUUACUAUAGGAAAAAAGGGAAAGCACUCACAGCUAAUUUGUGGCACUGGAUCAAUGAGGCCUGUGGCCGCCUAAGUGGAGAUAAGGAGUCCUCAGGCGACAGUUGUGUCAGUACACACACGACAACUUUUGGUCAGCAAGGAGUGUGUGAAAGUGUCUUACUGCUGACUCUGGAGGAGAAGACAUUUCCAGAUGAUAUGUGCUACCCAGAUCAAGGUGGUGUCUGUCAGGGCACAUGUGCAGGAGGUGGGCCCUACACACAAGGCGAAGGUGCCAGGAUGCUCUCUUUGGUCAUCGAGACCGAGACGGAGGAAGAUGGCUUCAGACAGAUGCCCACGGAAGAUGAAUACAUGGACAGGCCGUCGCAGCCCGCAGACCGUUUACUGUUCCUCACUGAGCCUGGAAGCAGAUCCACACCUCCUUUCUCCGAACCCCUGGAGGUGGGGGAGAAUGACAGUUUAAGCCAGUGCUUCACGGGGACGCAGAGCAUGGUGGGUUCAGAAAGCUGCAAUUGCACUGAGCCCCUGUGCGGGACUGACUGGUCCUCUGAAAACUACUUGCAAAAAGAGGUGGACGGUGGCCAUUGCCCUCACUGGGCAGCCAGCUCCAGCCCCAACUGGGCAGAUGUCUGCACAGGCUGCCAGAACCCUCCUGGGGAGGACUGUGAGCCCCUGGAGGGUUCCCCAAAACAUGGACCCUUGCCCCGGUGCACCUAUGGCAUGGGCCUUCCCCCUGAAAAAGAAGCCGGCAGGGCGGAGGCUGGAGACCAGCCUGAGGACGGGGACGAUGGGAGGCCCCCAGGCUCCAUGAGGGCAGGCACCGGUUCUGCAAGCUCCCCUGGUGGCCAGGCCCCUGCAUCUGGAAACGUGACUGGAAACAGUAACUCCACGUUCAUCUCCAGCGGGCAGGUGAUGAACUUCAAGGGCGACAUCAUCGUGGUCUAUGUCAGCCAGACCUCACAGGAGGGCGCGGCGGCGGCGGCGGCGGCGGCGGCGGAGGAGCCCGUGGGCCGCCCAGUCCAGGAGGAGACCCUGGGGCGCCGCGACUCCUUCGCGGGGAACGGCCCGCGCUUCCCGGACCUGUGCGGUGGCCCCACGGGGCUGCAGGAGCCGGAGAAGGCCUCGCGGCCGGUGCAGGAGCAGGGCGGAGCCCCAGCCUAGCGCCUCAACAUGGCCGGGAGCCCGAAGCCUGGAGCCAGGGUCUCCAACCUGGACCGCGCGGCCGCACCUGAGCUGAGCCUGGCCCGGCCUGCCCGACCCUGCAGCUCGCGAAGGGCAGCACCACGGCCUCUGCCCCAGCCAGGGCCACCCAGGGAUCGAUCGGUACAGUUGAGGAAGACCACCCGGCAUUCUCUGCCCACCUCGCCCUCCAGGAAAUGGGCUUUUCAUAAAGUGAAUUGAUCAGGUCUUCCCCCAUGCCCAGGGCUGCUCAGCAGACCCCCACACAGGGGCAGAUGCCUCUCCUGCCACCCCUCAAACUCGCAGCAAUAAUUAAUUUGUGGCCUUAUGACAGCUGUUUUUAUGACUCCUGUUCUGUGGGGGGGGGGGAUCUGUGCCCCUCCCCCCAUAAUAUUUGUAUUCCUGGUGACACAGUCUCGCUCUGUCGCCAGGCGGGAGUGCAGUAGUGGGAUCUGGGGCAUUGCAGCCUCCACCUCCCGAGUUCAAGUGAUUCUCCUGUCUCAGCCUCCGAGUAGCUGGAACUACAGGUGUGUGCCACCACGCCGAGCUAAUUUUUGUAUUUUUAGUAGAGACAGGGUUUUACCAUGUUGGCCAGAAUGGUCUCUAUCUCUUGACUUCGUGAUCCACCCACCUCGGCCUCCCAAAGUGCUGGGAUUACAGGCAUGAGCCACUGCCCCCAGCCUAAAGUUGAAAUUUUAGUUUGCAUUUUCUUUGUCUAGGUAAGAAUAGCAUAAAUGGAUCUUCUUUUAUUCCUAAAUAAUCGUACAUUUGUAGGUUAGCCUUGUAGAAGUGGAAAACAUUCCAUGUUCCAGUACAUUUAAAUUUAAAGUUAAAUCCACACAUUGUGAAUUUAAGAAAACUUAUUCUCCUAAAGGUGCCUUUUUCUUGGCUUCAUCCUUCUUGUAAGAAACCUAGACGAUGCUCCAGAUGGGAGGAAAUCCCCUGGGUGGUUUUAUCUUUUGUUAGCCAGUGAGCGCUGGUUCCCCACAAAUACUGGAGAAAAGUAAAAAUACGCAAGCAAAUUAAAAUUACGUUUGCACAUCUGGUAGGUGAUAAAAGCACUAAUCGUGGUCACUGCCCAGACUUUAUUGGCCACAAAUGCCCAGCUGAAGAGCAUGACCAUGGAUCACUGGUUUUUCCCUUCUGCUGGAAAUGCUGGGGUGGUAGCGCUUGAUUAGGAUUUUCAAUGGAGAAGAAAAGGAUGGUUCUGGAAUUUAUGGGACUCCUUAGCCAACAUAAAGAACUGCAGGAAAUAACUGCACAGCCAGGAGGAUCUGUUGGUGGGAAUUUACCAUCUAUCGGGCCCUUUUACUUAACAUCCAUCCAGAGAGAUGUUGUACAAACGGAGGAACCAUUAUGCCUUUUGAAAAUAAUUCUGAAUAUAUGACAGUUACAGUUCACAAAGUAGAACGCUGAGAUAAAAACCCGAGUUCCUGCUGUGAUAGCAUCUCACUGAGCAUUUCGCCUUUCUUGGUUUUUAUUUUUCCUUCUAUGAAAGGGGAAUAAUGAUAAUUUAUAAUAGUUUCCCUACCCAGAGAUGGCAGAAGGAUGCUAUAGUGAAUGUUAAAGUACCUUGAGCUCCUUAAAGGUGCUAUAUAAAUAUAUAAGACUCUACUUUCAGAGAAAAUGUUCUUUCCUGCACUGAUCCCUGCUAAUUCUGUAUUGAUCCAAAGGCAACUAAAUGCUAAGAAAUGUAUAGAAAAUAUAAGUCUGUGUGUAUUAUAGAGAUGUAUGUGACAAGUGUGAACCAAAUGAACUGAAGCAAUAAUGAACAGUUAUUGGGGGACAUGAUAAAGAAAUUAUAUUAAACUUAUAUUUGACCAUAAAAUCCUUUUUAUGGCUUGCUAAAACCAGGCUCACGGUAAAAGCGCGAUCUGACUUAAUUGCUAAUCUUUGUGGUAUGGUGUCAACCGUUGGUUUGUAUCUUACUGUUGGUUCCCUGGACCACAGACUAGGGACAAAAAAUACUUGCUUCGAUGAUAUAUAUGCUGUUGAUUUCACAAGAAAAUUUCUUAAAAUAUAGCCUGGAGACCCAGUGAAAGAGUUGAAAGGGAACUGGAGUAUCAUGUUUCCUACUCACAUUUUACUCGGCUGCCAGAAGGAAGAAUGAAUUUCUCAAGAGCAGUGUGAAUGUGAUAGAUCAGAACUUCCAUGUGGUAGGGAAAAUGGGAUUCUUUCAGUGUAACAAACCACCCAAGACUUAGUGACUUUAAUCCGUCACCACUGGCCAGGCACAGUGGUUCAUGCCUCCCAAUGCUUUGGGAGGCCAGGGCAGGAGGAUCAUUGAGGACAGUAGUUCGAGAUCAAACUGGGCAACAGAGUGAGACCCCGUCUCUACAAAAAAUACAAAACUUGGCUGGGCAUGGUGGUGUGCACUUGCAGUCCUCGGCUUGAGCCCAGGAGUUGGAGGUUACUGUGAGCUUUGUUUGAGCCAGUGCACUCCAGUGUAAAAAGAAAACAAAAACCACCAUUUAUUUAGCUCCCAAUUCUAUGGCUUGGGUCAGCUUGGGUGGUUCUUCAGGCCUGGUCCCGCCCGGCCUGCCUUGCUCACUGGUUUGCAAUGAGCCAGCUGGUUGGCUGGGCCGUCCUAUGUGCUCUCCACCCAUCCCCAAUCCUUCCAGCUGCCUAGCUGGGCUUGCUCUCACGCUGGUGUCAGGCCUGAGAACAAGCAGAAACCUGCCGGGCUUCUUGAGGCCUAGGCUCGAACUGGCACACUGUCACUUCUGCCACAUUCUGUGGGCCAAAGCAGGUCACAAAACCAGCUCAGAUCCAAGGGAUGGGGAAACAGCUCCCCUCCCACUAUGGGAAGAGCUGCAGAGUGACAGGGUAGGGAGUGGACACACAGAGGGGAAGAUGGCCCAUUGCCACCUUCCAGCACAGGGCACUUUGUGGAGUAAAAUGCUGGAGAGAAGAGUGUAUCUGGGAACAAAAGAGGAGCAUGUCCCAGCCCCCAAGCAGUGAGCAGUUCCUUCUCUGGAGAUUGAGUUCCCUUCAUGCUCAGCACCGUAGACUCCCACAGUGGGAGGGACACCAUGUUCAUAUUUAAAUGCUGUGUCGAAAUUUCUUCCAAAGUCAAAUACAGGUGAUUUGGGAAUGGAGCCCACUGUACUACUUCCGCAUCCCUUUGGCACAGAAAAUUUAAAAGUGACAACUUCUAAAAUCAAGAAAACUGGUGAGAUACCUUGGGGUAGAGGAACCUUCAUGGAAACAGAUAAAAGAUCUAUGUUCACCCUUCACCCCAGCUCAACAAACAAAAUCUUGUUAUGAUUAUACAAGGGUGAGCUUGAGCAAAGGAGCUGUCUCCGGUGGAAGAAGCGUGGCUUUGAGUUGUCUGCUCUUUGACAGCCUCUGAUGGCAUAUGACUCUAGUGUAUCUGCUUUGGGGUGUUCUGGGCACAAGUUGUAUAACCCACUUUUGGAAGAGGAGAUAAAGCAUUCAAAGCCCUAAACGCUGUUGAUGAGUCAUCAUGUUUAUUGAGUGUGCUUAGUGGCGGCCCUGAGCACCUGGGAAAAAUGAGGAGUGCUGGAGGGUUUGGAGCAGGGAAGACGAGACGAUGCUCUGCUCCAAGCACCAGAGGCUUCUGGGAAGGGGCUGUCUGUGGGAUUCCUGACCCCCAGAGCCCUGUGAGUGAAUGGUCUUACAACGACUAAAGCUUUGCCAGAGAAGAGGCGGGACCUGACAUUGGGCAGUGGUGGUGCCAGCAGUGAGCACAGGCAGGGUGUAGGUGGCAUCACUGAAGCCAAGCUGAGCGGUGCAGGGGGAGCCACCCUGGGCCAACACACCCAUGGCUGCCCCACUGCAGAACUGCCUCCUGCAGCAAAACAACCAUUUGUCACCCUAGGUUUCAACAAAGAGGAGCACCAAAUAAAUGUCCCAGUGGGCAGGGGCACCCAUUGGACUCAAUGUUCCUCCUCACCCCUCCGCGUGGCUCUGCACAGCUGUGAGUCCAAUUUUCUCUCUUCCUACCUCUCUCUUACCCAGUUAUCCUGACCUCAGGGUGAGGUCGAAACUCAUGCUUGGCUAACAUCUCUUUCCUUGAUUCUCUGUCAUAAAACUGACACACAGGAAUGCUUUUUAAAAAUCUUGAAGAUUACCAAUAAGGUAAAAGUUAAAAUUUAAAAACUACAAGCCUGUUACCAGAUCGUACUAACCAAGGAGCUGGUGACGCUAUCCUCUUCCCUGUGCGAUAGAAAAUGCAGAUGUUUUGCAGACAGACCUGGUUCAUCACUUCUGUGACCUGUGGCCUUACAUUGUGCAGCAACAUCACUUAUUAGCCUUGUUUUCAACAUGUGUAAACAGAAGGUACUAAUAUUAGUCCAUAGGGCUGGUGUGAAGAUGACAUGGGAUGAGGUACAACCAAGCACUCACUGGCAGUUCCUAGAAGAUUCCAGUAGUAGGGAUCUGACUGUCCUACAUCACUUUCCCUCCCUGUCUCUGACACUUGUUCAUUCCUGGGCACAGGAGCCAUCUCAGUCAUCACGUUCCCUUUGGGAGUUGGACCACGUAACUUUAACCAAGCUCUGCUGCCCACCUGGGACAGCUUCCCACUCUUUGCAACUAGGGCAGAGGGGUGCACCUUCUCCACAGACAGGUGACAGGACUGUCACAGUUGACCCAAACGUUGUCAUCUUCUGACAUGACACACUGAGGGAAGUGGACUUACCCAAUAGAACUUCACAUUACACUGCCGGGCGCGGUGGCUCAAGCCUGUAAUCCCAGCACUUUGGGAGGCCGAGGCGGGUGGAUCACGAGGUCAACAGAUCGAGACCAUCCUGGUCAACAUGGUGAAACCCUGUCUCUACUAAAAAUACAAAAAAUUAGCUGGGCAUGGUGGCACGUGUCUGUAAUCCCAGCUACUCAGGAGGCUGAGGCAGGAGAAUUGCCUGAACCCAGGAGGCGGAGGUUGCGGUGAGCCGAGAUCGCACCAUUGCACUCCAGCCUGGGUAACGAGAGCGAAACUUCGUCUCAAAAAAAAAAAAAAGAACUUCACAUUACACUGUCUUAAAAGACUGUGGUUAAAAUGGGCAUCAAUGGGCCUUUCUCUUGUAGCACAACAUGUGGGGGUGAAGAAUCCCAGAUGUGAAGGUUGAAGGGCUGUGUGGGCUAGUUCCUCCUGGUGUUUCUGGUGCCUCUCUCUGUUUGGGAAGAAUAAUAAAUUGACCACCAGCUCAGAGGACGUGGCAUUAUAGGUCCAGGCCCCUUCAGGGGGUCACUGGAGUCCAGUGAAAGCUUUCACUGUCACCCAGGCUCUUGGUUUCUCAUGGGAAGGGGUAGCCCAGGAAACAAAGGCUGCACAGACUUUAAGUUGUGAGAAAAGCAACAUUCUUACAGUGAGGCUCUUAGAGACUCUCCAUUUAAGCAGCGACGGUAAAACAUCUUACUCUAACAUGAAAAAGGAAAUUCAUUUUUAUUGGGCUUUACAGCCUCUCUAUUUCAAGGGCAAAGAAACCAUUAAAAUGCAUAUUUAAAGUUCUUGGAAGAGCUUUCUUUAAAUAUUUACUCUGUCAGUGGAAAAAUAAACAUUUUUUUACAUCAGGUCUAUUGAGUUUGUUAUAUACAGUAAAAUCCACCCUUUUUAGACAUACAGUUUUAUGAGUUUUAACAAAAAUAUAUAGUUGUGUCACCACCACCAUUACAGUCACGAUGUAGACAAUUUUCAACAUCCCUAGUUCCUGUUUCCCUUUUUAGUCAAUCCCUUCCCCCCCAUCCCCAGCCCCUGACAACCAUUAUCUGUUCUCUCUUGCAUAGUUUCACCUUUUCCAAUUUGUUAUAUAAAUGUGGUUACACAGCACGUAGCCAUUUGAGUGGCUUCCUUUCAUAUAAUGUCCUUGAGAUCCAUUCGUGGGUACACCAGUAGUUCCUAUUUCUGAGUAGUAGUCCAUUGUAUGGAUGUACCGCGGUUUAUUUACCAACAUUUGAGUUCUUUCCUGUUUGGGGAGAUUACAAAUAAAGCUGCUAUAAAAACU